ACCUCAGUAUUCAGGAAAAAUUGGAAAAUCCUCUAGGUGACAGACAUGUUCUUAUAAUUACAUGAUAUAAGCUGAACUGUAGAUUAUAAAAUAAAAUGAAUGGAACUUUUUUUUUCAUUUUUAGAUAUUCUUGAAAAGAUAGAAGAAUUGUUUUAUAAGGGUUUUAACUACCGUUUAAUCCAUUAUUUGAUCCAGAGAAACCACAACUGUGAUAUAAGUUAUAAUUGCCUAACAAGAAAAGUUCUACCUAGACUUGGUUUGAAAAGGAGGCUUGCAGACAUUGCUUUGGAUGAAAUAUUUGAUAUUGCACAGAGAGAAAUACUGAAUGGAUGUUCAGGUGCUGAAAGUCUAAGAAGAGUAAUAAAAAUGAAACACCACCUGAAUAUUACCAGGUCCAUAGCAAGAGACAUAGUUCAUCUUUUGGAUAAAGAUGGGAUAAACAGAAGGAAGCAGAGAAGACUGAGAAGAAGGCAAUACUUUAGUAAGGGUCCAAAUUUUGUGUGGCAUUUGGAUGGAUAUGACAAAUUAAAGCCAUAUGGUAUAAGCAUUCAUGGAUGCAUUGAUGGAUUUUCCCGGCAGUUAAUAUGGCUGGAAGCAGAUGUGACUAAUAAAAGACCAGAGGUUGUAGCCGAAUACUUCCUGAAUGCAGUGCAUGCUAUGAAAGGUUGUCCUCAAAAAAUACGUGCUGAUCCUGGUACAGAAAAUGGAAUCAUAGCAACAUUUCAAUCAUUUUUAAAGACAGAUGCAAGUGCAGUAUCUUUUGGAACUUCUACCGCAAAUCAGAGAAUUGAAAGAUUUUGGGGCAUUUUAAGGCAAAUGAAAGCAGAUUUCUGGAUUGAUCAUUUCAAAGGAUUGGUAUAUGAAGAACUGCUGGAAACAGGAAAUCCUUUACAUAAAUCCUGUAUACAGUUUGUUUAUCUUCCACUCAUAAAGAGAGAUCUGAAAGAUAUAAUGAAUCAGUGGAAUACCCAUUCCAUACGAAGACAGAAGCUGGGAGAUACCUUGCAUGGAAUUCCAGAAGUAUUGUUUCAAAACCCUGAAGUUGUUGGUGCGUCAAACUACUUACAUGCUGUUCAGAGAGAUGUUGUGACUGAGUUACAGAGACUUGUCAGAAAUAAUUUCAAGGAGAUUGAUGAGGAUUUUGCUUCCGUAGCUUCAUCUAUUUUGUUGCAUUAUAAUUUGCCUUUCCCAGUCAACAUUACGAACAUGACCUGUGCUCGCCAUCUGUACAUUUUUCUAAGCGAGUUCAUGUCUCUUUUAUUGAGUUGAAAUAGUUAUUAUUGUGACAUGUGUAGGAGAGCUAAAAUGAACUUGUAUAUGUGAUAUAUUUACUCGACUUUGCAGGAUUUUACAUCAUUUGUGCUUUUCUUAUAGUCAAUAGGUAAUUUAUACUUUUAGCUACAAAAACAGUCAAUUUUCAAUGCUGUUUCUCAAUAUUUAAUAUAGAAUGCAACCUCUGAUCUAAAAUAAGCAACUAGUAAAUGAUAGAACUGUUUAUGAGGAUUACAAUUAAGGCAUAUUUAAUUUUUUUUUUAGAUUAGAUUGUGUGCUUAUAUCUUUUUCUUCUCUAAAAGUACUAAAAUAUACCUGAUUACAUUAAAAUUCAAGACCAUUGCAAUUCCAUAAAGCUUUUGCUCCAAGACCCGGCCCCAAGAUCAUGAAACAAACUUAGACUUAGGUAAUUCCACCCUCCUAUGAUGUCAUAGAUUUUCGCAAAAACUGUUUUUUAGUUUAAAUUCAUGCCUGAUAGAACAAUAUCUUUAGGAGGAAUGCUUUUCAAUAUGUGUACUUAUAAAUAUUGUUAACAAAAAAUUUUUUAAAAACGCAUAUUUUCUUAAAAAAUGUUGACAAGGGCAAUAACUCUUUCUCAGGUCUCUUCAUUCAGACAUUUUCUUUAUUGUACUUCUAAAAUAGUUUCCUGGAUAUUCACAAUUCAAAAGUAUUUUAUAUGUAGGAAAUAUUUAGGAACAUUCAGCAUCAGAAUUAUGCUUUUUAACGAGAUUUACAUAUUUUUCAUGAUUCUGUUUACAAAAAAUAUGCGAUUUUUUAGGUUGACAUAUACUUCUGCUUAUUCAUGUCUCCCAUCUGUACAAUUUUGUUUUUGUACUUUGAACCAUUAGAAUUGUGAGGGUGGAAUUAUCUUAAGUCAAAUUUUCAAUCUUGUAUAAAAUAUUCAUUAAUUAUGGAAUUUAAUUAGGAAUUUGCAGAUAACAACACUUCUGGGAAGCACUAUUGAAAAAAUAUUUUAAUUUUGGUAUGCUUGACUUCUACAACAUUUCAUUCAAAAACAGAUAUUUUGACUUUAGCUUAGGAUGCUUCAUGAUCUUGAGGCCCGGAGUAAGGAGACAAAUUGUAAUAGGAAAUGAAAGUACUAAGUCUCAAAUUUAUGUUGAUGAUUAAAAUGGAACAAAAAGUAUAAUCAAUAAAAACUAGAGCGUUGCUUUAAUUUCCCACAUAAGAGUUGUGGCAUAUUACAUGCAGUAUAAGUAUAUGUGACUAGAGACAGACAAAGACAAAGUUAUAAUUAUAGUUUAUUGUUCAUUUGAGAGAGAAAAUUAUUAUAAUAAACUGUAAAACUGUAUUGGUAGAAAAUUCUUUAAUAAACUGUAAAACUGAA
Molecule: messenger RNA, 2617 nt
Organism: Saccostrea cuccullata (small rock oyster)
Lineage: Eukaryota; Metazoa; Mollusca; Bivalvia; Ostreida; Ostreidae
Exons: 12
Coding region: 100-1269 (389 amino acids)
Molecular function (GO): nucleic acid binding
Source: RefSeq, a predicted model, not a curated record